UGGUUCGGAUCUACUUGUUUUAUUUUGUUGUCUAAAUUUUAUUACUGGUUUUAUCUGCCUUGCUACAAACCUGGCUUUUUGUUUUGCUCUAGAUACAGUGAGGGAGAGAUAAGGUUUAACCUUAUGGCAAUCGUAUCAGACAGGAAGAUGAUAUAUGAAAGAAAGAUUAGAGACCUACAGAGACAGCUGUCGGAGGAAGAACCCAUGGAUACAGAUCAGAGUAACAGUGUCAUAAACUCAAUUCAGUCAGAAGUCGCUAAAUAUCAAAUGCUGAUUGAAGAGGAAAAUCAGAAAUUAAAACGCUAUAAGAUUGAGAAUGUCAGAAGAAAGCACAAUUAUCUGCCCUUUAUCAUGGAACUUUUGAAGACUCUGGCAGAGCAUCAGCAGUUAAUACCACUAGUAGAAAAGGCUAAAGAAAAACAGAAUGCCAAGAAAGCUCAAGAAGCCAAGUGAAACUUCCCUGUGUUAACUUUGUGACCAUUUGCUGCUGAUAAUUCUGUUUUAAGAAGUAGAAUCUGAACUAUAACCAGUGGACUUUUCGUAUAGUUAACGAGUGCAAAGCACUCUCAUUUGUAAUUAUAUGUCUCGUACAAGACUGUUAAAUGUUCCUCAUUUGCAUCACGUGCAUGCACUAUGUACCAUGUUUAAUACGGAAGAGGUUUUUAAAAUAUAUCUUUUUCUGUCCUUUAAAAGUUGCUCAAGUACUGCAACACUGUGCAACCCUAAUUUCAAAAGAUUUCUGUCUUGUGUUGAGUACUGACAUUGUCUAGGUGCAUGACAAGAUAAAUACUAAAUAAAAAUUAUUUUCAAGAAUUGUUUGACAUAAAUAUUUGUUCCUCUUUCAUGUAUGUUUUUUUUUCCCAUUCUAAAAGUAAAAUUAAGCUCAGUGAUUACAGGUUUGAGUUCUGUGAGCGCACCAAUACCUGGAGAAAAGCAGGAGUUUGAUCCUAGUGGUAGAAAUUCUGUUUACUUUUUUUAAAAAGCAACAAAUUGCUACCUGAGAUUUUCAGGAAUACGUCCAUUAAAUAAUGAUUGCCACAUGGGCACCUAAGCAGCAAUGAGAAGAGAAGAUCUUUGACUGAUAUUUAAUCUACCCUUCUUGUUUCUUGUGCCCUUUCUUUUCCAUCUGGUAGGUGGGGUCAUAGACAGCAUUGCAGAAAUCUAGAAUUUGGACUGUUUGUUCCUCAGGAUAAUAGUGAUUGUAUUAUUGAAAGAAUAGAUUUAAAACUGAUCAAAAUCUCAAAUAAAGAUGUGAAAUUUACAGUUGUUUUGCUCAUCCUUCACCCCUGGCAUUUUGGGAUCUCUCCAUCCAUCAGCCCAAAAAAUUUAGUAUAAUUAUAUUUUCUUUUUCUGCUGUAUGAGUUUGCCAUUUUAAAUUGAUCAAAUUCAAACUCUGUGCAUGAAGACAAAAUUGCAUUCAAGUGGUGCCUAAUAAUUUAAAUCUGCUUGCCAUCCAGAAAAAUAUUAUUUAUCCUCCAAUUUUAAAAUCAGCCUCAUUUUCAUUUUUCCCAGUUAAGUGUUUCUUUACAAUGUAACCUUCUGUCUGAGUUGAGAGUAUCAGUAACUGAGUGAAGGGCAAAAAAUGCUGCAUGCCAUUUGUCAGAGAAGACUACCUCACAGUGAAUACUUACUUUUUCCAAGAAUUAACAUUGUUGUUCUUCAGCUGAACACCGGGAGGCACUUGUGUAGUGCAGUUUGGAUUUAUGCGGUCAUAAAGCAGGAAGAGAAUUAUGUACAUAUAUGUUAAGUUGGCAUCUGAUUAAAAUUAUAAUCUCUUGAAAAAUUA
Rhincodon typus (whale shark) is the source of this 1786-nucleotide messenger RNA. RefSeq names its product ubiquitin carboxyl-terminal hydrolase isozyme L5-like. Lineage: Eukaryota; Metazoa; Chordata; Chondrichthyes; Orectolobiformes; Rhincodontidae. The transcript has 4 exons. The record is from RefSeq and is a predicted model, not a curated record. The annotation marks the transcript as partial.